Molecule: messenger RNA, 1044 nt
Organism: Panicum hallii
Lineage: Eukaryota; Viridiplantae; Streptophyta; Magnoliopsida; Poales; Poaceae
Product: 20 kDa chaperonin, chloroplastic-like
Exons: 5
Coding region: 125-865 (246 amino acids)
Biological process (GO): positive regulation of superoxide dismutase activity
Cellular component (GO): mitochondrial matrix; chloroplast
Molecular function (GO): protein folding chaperone; transition metal ion binding; ATP binding
Source: RefSeq, a predicted model, not a curated record
AGCACGCUACUACCACAGUGAGCCCUCGCAGUUGCAGAUAACAGCGUCCCUCCUUAUCCUAAGCCCAACGCCCCGUCUCCGACUCCCCGUGCCGUCCCGAGUCUCGCCCUCGAAGCAGCCAGCCAUGGCGUCGGUGCACCUGACCGGGCCGCGGGUGGCGGUGGCCGCGAAGCCGGCCGCGCUGGGCGGGCUCCGCCUGCCGACGCCGUCGAUUGCCGUGCCGAGCGGGUGGAGGGCCCGAGGGCUCGUGGUGAGGGCCGCCACGGUCGUGUCACCCAAGUAUACUUCCAUUAAACCAUUAGGAGACAGAGUACUUGUGAAGGUCAAGACCUCCGAGGCUAAAAGUGAUGGAGGGAUUUUACUUCCAGUAUCAGUUCAGACAAGACCACAAGGAGGGGAAGUUGUUGCUGUUGGAGAGGGGAGAAGUUUUGGGAGUAAAAGCAUUGAGAUCAGCGUUCCGAUUGGUGCGCAAGUUGUCUACUCAAAAUACGCGGGCACAGAAUUGGAAUUCAAUGAUGCUGACCAUCUUAUUUUGAAAGAAGAUGACAUCAUCGGUAUUCUCGACGGUGAUGAUGUGAAAGAUCUGAAGCCGCUGAAUGAUCGCAUUCUGAUUAAGAUUGCUGAAGCUGAAGAACAAACUGCUGGUGGUUUGCUAUUGACGCAGGCAACUAAAGAGAAACCUUCUGUUGGAACAGUGGUAGCCGUUGGCCCCGGGCCAUUGGGCGAGGACGGCAGCAGGACUCCCCUGUCCAUCACUCCUGGAAGCAACGUGAUGUACACCAAGUAUGCGGGGAGUGAGUUCAAGGGCGCGGAGGGCGAGUACAUCGUGCUCAGGGCAUCCGACGUGAUGGCCGUUCUUUCCUAACGGCUAACGGCUAACGCUCGUGCAAAAAGAGAAAUUUUGAUGGUUUAGGCCGGACCUUGUCGUUCAUUUGUGCUUGUUUGGAAUUGUUCCCGUACUUUAGCUUGGUGGAAGCUUUUGAACUGUUGUAGUUUGGUGCAAACGCUACGGAAAAAUAAGAUGAGUUGCUUAGACUUGAGAUA